Messenger RNA from Megalops cyprinoides (Indo-Pacific tarpon), 1609 nucleotides. Its product is annotated as muscarinic acetylcholine receptor M3-like. The transcript has 2 exons. Bases 191 to 1603 code for a protein of 470 amino acids. Gene Ontology annotation, molecular function: G protein-coupled serotonin receptor activity; G protein-coupled acetylcholine receptor activity. Gene Ontology annotation, biological process: adenylate cyclase-inhibiting G protein-coupled acetylcholine receptor signaling pathway; chemical synaptic transmission; cognition. Gene Ontology annotation, cellular component: dendrite; synapse; plasma membrane. NCBI's taxonomy places the organism in Eukaryota, Metazoa, Chordata, Actinopteri, Elopiformes, Megalopidae. The record is from RefSeq and is a predicted model, not a curated record.
GAGAAGUGGAAGCUAAAGUCAGAUCGAUUUGCGCUGAAUUUAGUCGCAUUUAACUUUGAAGUUGUUUCUUGAACUUUACCCAAGAAACCACAGUGCUGACAGCCAGUGUCGACUCUUUUGUUGAGCCCUCAUCUUGAAGCGUAAUCCCUGUUCUUAGCACCAUUGCUAAGCCCUCCUUCCUAGCGCCACAAUGAACUUUUCUUGCGAGUCCCAGGUCUCCAACUGGACAGUGGAUCCGCUAGGGGGACACAAACUAUGGGAGGUUGUUUUGAUCAUCCUAAUCACAGGUCCCCUCUCCCUGGUGACCAUCAUCGGAAACCUGCUGGUCAUGAUCUCCUUUCGGGUCAACAGCCACCUGCGGACCGUCAACAACUACUUCCUGUUGAGCCUGGCUGUGGCGGACCUGGUCCUGGGGGCCAUCUCGAUGAACCUUUACACUACCUACAUCAUCAUGGGGCGCUGGGCCCUGGGGAACCUAGCCUGUGACAUCUGGCUGGCCAUCGACUACGUGGCCAGCAACGCCUCGGUCAUGAACCUGCUGGUCAUCAGCUUCGACCGCUUCUUCUCAGUCACACGGCCCCUCACCUACCGAGCCAAGCGCACGCCCAGACGGGCGGCUAUCAUGAUCAGCCUGGCCUGGAUCAUCUCCUUUUUCCUCUGGGCACCAGCUAUCCUGCUCUGGCCGUACAUCGUUGAGGAGCAAACGGCAGAGAAGGUUAAGUGCACCAUCCAGUUCCUGACCGAGCCUGUACUUACAUUUGGCACCGCCAUCGCCGCCUUCUACCUCCCCGUCUCCAUAAUGAUCAUCCUCUACUGGCGCGUCUACCGGGAGACAGAGAAUCGCACCCGGGACCUGACCGGGCUGUUGGGCUUGGUGGACAGUCGGGGGGCGUCCCUGGAUUCCAGACAGCAGGUGCCCUACUCCAUCAGCGCCAAGAGCAGCAUCAGCAGCUCUAGGGAGACACACGCUGGGGAGAGUCAGGGCAGAGAGAGGCAGAAUGGCUGCUUCCCCAUUAGACUGGCCAGAGACAGAGAAAGGAACGUGCUGACAUCAUCACUGCAAAGAGGGAGGAGCAACAACGGCGUCUGGAACUUGGACGAGGAAGAGGCGUCGGACUCGUCUUCCUCGGAGGCGAAGGGAAUGAGCGUCAUGGUGGUGCACGUGCCUAUGAUCCGCCUGAGAGACAUGCAAGGAGAGGUCACAGGCCUCGAGGACAGGGGUGUCCCCAGGGCGGGAAACUCAGGAAGCCUCGGGAUGAUCAGGCAGCACAAAGCCAAGAAAAGGCGAAGCAUGAUAGUCAAGGAGAAAAAGGCGGCCAGGACUCUGAGUGCCAUCCUGCUGGCCUUCAUCCUGACCUGGACACCCUACAACGUCAUGGUGUUGGUGUCCAUCUUCCGAUGCGUCCCGGAGAAACUGUGGCAGCUGGGCUACUGGCUCUGCUAUGUCAACAGCACCGUGAACCCCAUGUGCUACGCCCUCUGCAACAAGUCCUUCCGGGUCACGUUCAAGAUGCUGCUGCUCUUGCGGUGGGACAAGAGGAAGUGGGGCAGGCCUCACGACAGAGCCACCCUCAGGGUGCACAAGUCCAGCAGCACUGUCUGAGCUUUA